UUCCCAAUUUUGAUUUGCACAUCAAGGCCUCCAUAUUUUCCCCCUGACGACAAAAACGAGGCGUUAAGCAAAGCUUUAUACUUUGUGGCGAUGAUUUUUUCGCACAUCAUAUUGGCUGACUCUGCUUUUCCUUCAUUUUUCAGCCAAUCUGUUGAUUCAUUCAUAUGCCUUUGCAUAAUUUGGCUGCAAAUGAUUCUCUUUGAACAACAAUGAAGGGUUUGUUUGUUCUCAGAUGGAUUAACAAACAACAGAUUGUUCUGCUCUGUGUUCUCAUGGUGCCGCUAGCCAUACCAGACAUUCCAGCCAUGCUGUUGCCAAAGCCGACAAGAAUCGAGCUUUAAGCUGUUGGCAUACAUGCAAACGUCACUUCGACGUCAUUGAAAGUUUGCUCUUUCUUGGACUUCCAGAGUGGCCAUCCCUAACAGCAGGACCACCAUUGCCAUAUAAGGGCACGGCUCCAGUGUCAUGGCAGACGCCCUCCCCCGGACGGGUGGUGUAAUGGAUUUUAAUUCGGAUGACGACAAGCAAUACUGUGAAGCGGCUCUGGAGAUUGAGUCUUCCCAUUUCAGAGUCAGCCAUUCUCAAGGAGGCCAGGUGGAUGGGGCUAAAAAGGAAUUCAAUAAGAAAAGUCGGUCCGGCAACAAUCCAGGCCGGCUAAAACGAGUCUCGUCGUAUAAGAGGAAGACCCGACAUUUGGCGGUGGCUCGGAAAAAGCCCCAAGGGUCAAGCAGGACGCAGGAUGCGGAAAAGAACGACAACAAGAUGAAUAUUCAGCCGGAGAUGUUUGACACGGAUCCUCAGGUGUUGACGGCAAACCACGAUACUCAACUCGAUGAGUUCUCCAAACUUGCCGAGCUCACGAAAGAUCACAGCACAAUAACCGAGGUGCUCCUUGGAAGAAACUUAAGACUUAAAGUAGGCUUAACAUUGUGGAAGCGACAUUUUGGAGAACUGAUAACAUAUUUCCUAAGAAUCCAAGAUAACAGCGUCUUUGUUGACAUGCUCCCGCUAAUAAGCAAACGCAUAGAUGAUGACGAUGACUCCAACAUCACCAUCGGCUGUUGCGUGGACCUCUUCCCGAUGGUUCGGAAUGUUCUCCUCAGUCCAUAUGAAGAAUACGUCACUGUCGGUUUGAUGUGGAUCCAUUCCGUUUUGAAACGCUGGUGGGAGCAGCUUCAAGAAAGUGGAUCGGCCGAGACUUUUUUGGAUAGAAACUUCCACGUCUUUAAUCAGCAGUUGCUGGGAUUAUGGCAACGAGAGGCGAAACUGAAAUCUUUUCCCGGUUCUGCGGGAGACAUGGCAAAGGUCAUUGACUCCUUCCUGUCUCAACUUACUUUCCAUCCAUGAAGAGCCAGAAAAUAAACUCCAGUAGAAAUUCAUCCCUGGAGGUUCUGAAAAUGUCUUAUGUUAUUCAAAAUGAAGAAAUGUAUCAAGCAGGACAAGAAAUGUUGACGUGAUGCUGUCUAGUAGUGACCAUUAAAUGUUUUCUUUCCACUCUAA
Syngnathus typhle (broad-nosed pipefish) is the source of this 1500-nucleotide messenger RNA. Its product is annotated as KATNB1-like protein 1. Gene Ontology annotation, molecular function: microtubule binding. The record is from RefSeq and is a predicted model, not a curated record. The transcript has 8 exons. Bases 466 to 1347 code for a protein of 293 amino acids. Gene Ontology annotation, cellular component: nucleolus. NCBI's taxonomy places the organism in Eukaryota, Metazoa, Chordata, Actinopteri, Syngnathiformes, Syngnathidae.